AGAUUUGCAUUUCUUACCUUUAAUCGUUUAAGUCUAAAUUCCUCCGAGUCCGCCAUGUUUUAAUUAUGCUGCAGACGCCGCGCUCCCAAACAUCCACCCACUUUUGGGGGUUAUGGGUUAUGUAUGCUAGCAGCUAACGCUACUAACAAAAAGGAUGCAGCUGCAAACUAAAUAAAGAAACAAGGGUAACUUAGUCGGCUAACGCCGAGACAGGGUGUAACUGUGAGAACAAGGCAACCACCUAGCUAGCCAAUGUUUUACUUUCUGAAGAGAAGAAACAACGUUACAUAUAACGUUAAACCGUACACUAAGACGACGACGAAGACAACACUUUGGUUGAAGUAUCUUCACCGGCGGAUGAAUGGCAAUGGCGGCAGUGAGAGCGGUGGCAGCGGGGGGCCCGGCGUCUUUGUCCCGGUUUAGGGGAGCGCUGGUCGCGGCUGUGCUGGGAGAUUGUGUCGGCGGAGAGUUUGAAGGAGCGGAGGAGGUUCCCAUGGAGAGUGUGCUGCAGCAUCUCAGCAGCCUGUACGACGAGACCAAAGGGAAUGGUAUCCUUGAGUACAGUGACGACACAGCAAUGGCACGUUGUGUGGUCCAGUCUCUACUCACCCGUGCCGGCUUUGAUGAGCAAGACAUGGCUCGCAGGUUUGCUAAGGAGUACAGUGCAUCCCCAGGUCGUGGUUAUGGUUCUGGAGUGAUCCAGGUGUUAAAGAAGUUGUCCUCCCCUCAGCUCAGUGAUGUGUACCAGCCGGCCAGGGACCAGUUUAAUGGUCGAGGCUCCUUUGGGAAUGGGGGAGCCAUGAGGGCGGCCCCCUUCGCACUGGCUUUCCCCGAUCCAGUUGAUGUUAAAAGGUUUGCCCGUCUAGGUGCCAUGCUGACCCACUCCUGCUCUCUGGGUUACAAUGGGGCAGUGCUGCAGGCGUUAGCUGUGCACCUCUCCCUGCAGGGGGCGCUAGACCUGCCCCAGCAGUUCAUCAGCAGGCUAAUUACAGAAAUGGAGGAAGUGGAGGGCAACGAAGCUACACGCAAUGAUGCCAGAAUCCUAAAAGAAGCAGAGAAGCCAUUCUGUGAGCGCCUCCACAGAGUUAGAGACCUGAUGGACAGGAGCAAGGUCAGCAUCGAGGAGGUCAUUUCUGAACUGGGUAAUGGCAUUGCGGCACUCCACUCGGUCCCCACUGCCAUAUUCUGCGUCCUCCACUGCCUGCAGCCACGAGAAUGCCUUCCUGAGAACUAUGGCGGCCUGGAGAGGACUAUAGCGUACAGCCUGGCCCUGGGAGGGGACACAGACACCAUAGCCUGCAUGGCAGGGGCCAUCGCUGGGGCCCACUAUGGCAUCGAGGCUAUUCCUCAGUCAUGGAUAAAGUGCUGCGAGGGAGCCGAGGACGCAGACAUGAACGCAGAGCGACUUCACAUGCUGUACCACCAGUCAUCUCGGGGAGGCGGGGGGGGGACAGGAGAGCAGAGCGGUAAAGACGCAUCUGAAAGCCAGUCAAACGCUUCUAACGGCACAGAGAAGAAAUCUAGAGCUGAGUGAUUCGUCAACUGGAGUUUGACAAAAGGACUCUUAAACACACAGAUUACACGCUAACACUUGGUAAUAACGUUUUUGGGACUGUGUUGGUUAACUGAGAACCUGUGAAUAAGGGCAGGCUAUCUCAACACUGACACAUUAUAUUAUUGAUCAAAACAGCUCAUUAUUUUCUGAGACCCCAAGCUUGCCAAAAGUAAAAAAAGCUAAAUUUGUAACAGAAUAGUGAAGCUGAUCAAAUAAGAAACAUCAAGGGACAGACUACAUUGACUGUAUGAUUACGUUAUACAGAAAGUCGUAGUACACACACACACACACACACACACACACACACACACACACACACACACACACACACACACACACACACACACACACACCCUCCCUUCCCUGCUCUCUCCUGUUUUGUGUUGGAACAAUCUUUUGUCAUGUGAAAGUUGCACUAUGAUUUGGCCAUGUCUUGUUUUAUCCU
This is a messenger RNA of Perca flavescens (yellow perch), 2000 nucleotides long. RefSeq names its product ADP-ribosylserine hydrolase (gene adprs). Bases 362 to 1534 code for a protein of 390 amino acids. Gene Ontology annotation, cellular component: mitochondrion; nucleus. The record is from RefSeq and is a predicted model, not a curated record. The transcript has 7 exons. NCBI's taxonomy places the organism in Eukaryota, Metazoa, Chordata, Actinopteri, Perciformes, Percidae.